Molecule: messenger RNA, 939 nt
Organism: Myodes glareolus (Bank vole)
Lineage: Eukaryota; Metazoa; Chordata; Mammalia; Rodentia; Cricetidae
Product: olfactory receptor 4F6-like
Biological process (GO): G protein-coupled receptor signaling pathway
Cellular component (GO): membrane
Molecular function (GO): G protein-coupled receptor activity; olfactory receptor activity
Source: RefSeq, a predicted model, not a curated record
AUGAAUCAAGCAAAUUAUUCUGAAGUAGCUGAGUUUAUAUUCCUGGGAUUAUCAAUCUACAGACCAACACAGAUUUUCCUUUUUGCCUUUUCUACAAUAUCAUUUGCAACAAUUUUUCUAGGAAAUUUCUUAGUUGUGCUUACAGUUAUCUUUGAUACCCAUUUGCAUUCACCUAUGUACUUCCUUUUAGCUAAUCUUUCAUUUGUUGACUUAUGUUUCUCUACUUCAGUUGUUCCUAAAUUGAUUUCUGAUCUAUACUCCAAUCACAAUACCAUUUCAUUCCAGGGUUGUAUUUUCCAGAUGUUUGUCCUUCAUGUCAUGGGGGGUUGUGAGAUGGUGCUGCUGGUAGCCAUGGCCUGGGACAGAUAUGUGGCCAUAUGCAAGCCCCUCCACUACCUGACCAUCAUGAGCCCGCAGAAGUGCAUUUUGCUUCUGAUUGGUACCUGGAUUAUUGGUCUCAUUCAUUCAGUAUCUCAAAUAGGUUUUGUUGUCCAUUUGCCUCUUUGCAGUUCUAAUGAGAUAGAUAGUUUUUAUUGUGACCUUCCUAGGUUCAUCAAACUGGCUUGCAUAGACAUCUACAGGAUGGAGUUCUUGGUUACUAUUGACAGUGGACUAAUAUCAGUCACUACCUUUUUCUUACUGAUUGUCUCUUAUAUAUUCAUACUGUUCAUUGUAUGGAAACAGUCCUUGGGCAGUUUGUCCAAGGCCCUCUCUACACUUUCUGCUCACAUCUCUGUGGUCAUUUUGUUCUUUGGACCAUGCAUCUUUGUGUAUAUGUGGCCAUUACCUACUGUACCAGUCGAUAAGUUUCUUGCUAUUCUGGACUUCAUGAUUACGCCUAUCUUGAACCCUGCCAUUUACACACUGAGGAACAAAGACAUGAACUUGGCAAUGAGGAGACUGAGUAAACAGCUCCUGAGUAUGAAAGGUAUCUGCUAA